Protopterus annectens (West African lungfish) is the source of this 4748-nucleotide messenger RNA. RefSeq names its product C-type lectin domain containing 11A (gene CLEC11A). The coding region runs from base 123 to 1208 and encodes 361 amino acids. NCBI's taxonomy places the organism in Eukaryota, Metazoa, Chordata, Ceratodontiformes, Protopteridae. The record is from RefSeq and is a predicted model, not a curated record. The transcript has 4 exons.
CCCACAUUUCCUGUCUACUGCACAGGAGUUUGAUGCUCUGCUUGGGGCAGUCUGUAGCUAAGCUAGGCAUCCCUUACAUAUGAAGCAGACACAAACUGUUGUAAAUUCAGCAAAGCUAUAUCAUGAUUCUGACAAGGCUGCUUUUUUUGGUCCUGUGUGGAAUCCUUCUGUCUCACACAUUUGCUUCUGACCAGCUGAGUGAAGAGAUUCCUUUGACAGAAAAUGAAGCACAGUCUGAAAAACGUGCAACUGAAGAAAAUGAGACCGACCCAAGUCCAAAGGAGGAAAAAAUCAUUCCAAUACAGGUCCCUCCAAAAGAGGUUCAUCCUGCAGACAAAGACAAAAAGUAUUUUCCUACUACUGUGCCAAGCAGUAUGCUGAUGACCGAAGCAAAUGGAAACUUUACAGAAGAGGAGAAGGAAGAGGAGAAAGCUCCUCCAGAAGAACAGGAAGUGGAGGAAGAAGCUACAUCCCAGCAUGAAGAAGAAAUUACAUCACCGCAUGAAGAAGAAGCUACAUCAUGGCAUGAAGAAGAAGCUACAACAUGGCAUGAAGAAGAAGGAGUUUCAACUCUUCCAGAUCAAAUUGCUCCUACAACAGCACUGGAUGACUUUUCCUAUAUCUUCAAUAGGUUGUCUGAACUGGAUAUGGCACUUUAUCGGCUAAAUCUUCGGUACCAUGAUUUGGAAUACAAAACAUCACAGAACAUGGUGAAACUGCAGGAUAAACUGAAUCGGGUACUGGAUUCUAUGGAACAACACUCUGCAAGGACUACAAAGAAUCAAAGAGAGAUAGGACGUAUUGCAGGUUGCCUAAAGGGGAAGAGAGUGGGCAGAAAGUGUUUCCAUGUAUUUCAUCAGUUUGAGACCUAUGACACAGCACAGAAUUUCUGUCAUAACAGUGGUGGUAACCUAGCCAUGCCCAAGACAGAGGAAGAGUAUGCAGUUCUGGCACGGUAUGCUAGAGAUGCUUUUUACCCAGGAAACUGGCCUAUUUGGAUUGGUAUACAUGAUCUGCGUGAUGAAGGUCUCUACAUGUACCAAGAUGGCUACCUUGUCUCCUUCUUCAAAUGGUAUAAGGACUUCCUUGUGAGCCAGCCUAAUGGUGGGAAACAUGAAAAUUGUGUGGCCAUCUCUUCAGAUGAUGGAAAGUGGUGGGACAAUGACUGUGCCCGUAGGAUGUAUUACAUGUGUGAAUAUGAAUUUUAGGCUUUGGAAACAGCAGCAGAGGAGAAAGUCAGACUGUAGACUAGUACCAUCAAUGCAGUUCUUAAGAAAGUUAAAAGGGAGCAGGUGUAGCUUGUAGUGACUAUACACGUAGUAAGAGAAACUACAGUUAUAAUGCAAUAGGCUGUGCAUAAAAUCAAUAAUGUUUUUGUUUUGCUUUAACAAAGUUUGUAAUUAAUUAGAAUGAUGUUACCGUAGUAAUUUCUGUCUUAAUGUUUAAUAACAGUGAACUUUGCCAAAGAAGUCAAGCAUUUUAUAAUUGAGGAAGGAGCAUUUUUGAAAAAAAAAAAAAAUGAAACACUAUGUGCGCUACCUUUAUGGGCAGUUAGUCUGAGCAGACUGUUACUCAGAAGCCAAGACUCAUGCUGCGCAACACAGCACAAUAAACCACUUAUAAGAUAUACGCCCUGCUAAUGCCAUGUGGCUUCAUUUAUAGAUUCUCUUCUGUAUCCAUGACAUGAGCACUGCAUAUCUUUACAAGGAUUUACCAUUUUAAAGUACACUGUUACUUGAAGAGUAAAAGUGCAUUUUUUUCAGAAGGGGAGGUGCAUGUACAUAUGCAUAUGCAUGGUUGAUGGAGAUGGAGAUCAUUCAUUGGCCUAAUAGUGUUCAGGAAUAUAACCUUUGUAAAAAACAAAUUCUAGACUCCCAUGUUUGACAAAAAUGUAUGAUUUGGACUGGACACAAUUACAGAAAGAACCAUCAAUUGAAUGUUUUUCUGUAUGCAGUAAAAACUUCAAAAUUGGGAUGUAAUAAUGCUCAGUGUUUUGUUUUGACCCUGAUUACAGCACCCCCCCCUCAACACACACACACACACACACCCAUACACACACACACACACAAGGACUGGAGGCUGUUGACAGAACCAUCUUAGAGGAGCAGCAGCUGGGGGAAUAUCCAGUCAUGUGGCUGCAUUGCAUUGAGGCCUAGGGAGCACCAACUAUGAGUCUGCCAACAUGUGAGCAGAGUAAACUUGAGUAUGGAAGUGUGCAGUCACACAAGACAUGGCAUUGGAGCAAGAUAGUAUGCUUGCAAGCCAAAAGAGGGAAAAAGUAAGACAUAUAAAGGAAAUCAAAACAAACAAACAAAAAUCCAUAACAAUAAAUAAAUAAAUAAAUAAAUAAUCCCCUACAAUCCUGGCUGCAAUCUUUGGCUCUCACCUUCCUAUAGACAGUUUCUGAUGCUAUGGGAUGGCAGAAUGAAUAGGCUGAAAUAAAGAGGAACAACACUUGAUGUUCAAAAGAUGGGCAAUGCAAUGAAAUCUGACUGCUUUGAAAUCGUAAUGUGACCCUUAUUAAAUUAGUACCAUUGUUUUUUUGGGGGCAGAUGAUUCCCCGUUUGGGAGGCUUUACCUAUGCACUUCCUCUUAUCUAAGGACAAAGCACCUUGUGAAUCUAUAGGCAUUUGAGGGACUGGAACAUUAGAACAGUGGUAUUCUGUUUAAGUGAUCAAGAUUAUGACUGGUAAUCAAAAGCCUUUUAAUCCACAUUUACAUUUUGUAUCUAUAUUUAUUUAAUGGUAGUCAAGACAGGAAUUUUGAAGCAGUCAGGUCAAAACUGGAUUUAAUAAAAGCUACCGGCUAAAUGAGAAGGCCAUACAAUGAAUGAUUAUGGUACUGUUGACUACAAAGUUAAUAAUAAUAUUAAGGGUGAGAGAGUAUGUUUGUCGCCUUAUUUAUCCACUUGAAUUAUUCACAGUUUACAUUAUAGUUGAUGCAGCAGGCUACAUGACCACUGUGGGGUGGAAGAAGUUUGGGUUUAUAAUUAAUCAUCAUUACUGACAGGUACAAAAUAUUGUCUGUAGAAGUCCUAUUCCCAAAUGGGAGGUCCUUUCAAAACAUACAUGAAGAAUCAUGGGAAAGAAUGGGAUUUAAACAUGGUGGCAUCUGCAGAAAAGUGACAGCCAACGUUUUGACGUUUUUUAGCAAAUGACAUCCCCUUCACAACCAUUUGCAGACAGAACUGUGUUUUGUGAACUUGAGAAGUCAAAGUAGUGAUGAAAGAUCAUUUAGGGUCUACAUUUUGACAACACUAACAUUUGUGAUUAAUUCUUGGCUGUUUUAGGUAAAUGCCACUUAAUGCCAAGCCUUUUGGAUUGUAGUAUCAAUAGGAGUCACCCUGUAAACUAAUAAAUAUAACAGACAUAUGCUUAAUAUCUGUUUAUUUUAUUCAAAAAUACUUAACCACUUAAAGAUGGCAUGGAAGAGUAUACUGUUACCAUGCUUAAACAGUGGAAAUGCUCAUUUGCAAGAUUUACAGUGAGGCAGAGGUACUGCAGAAGAAAUAUAGGGUCCCUCAUUGUUAUGCUGAUAACCCAGAGAAGACUCAACUUGCUUUGAAGGGGCUAAAUGAAGAAGGUAUAGCAUGCAUCCAACUUGUACUUUACUGUACCCAGGAGGUGCAGCAAGCAUUCCUAUAAUGCUCACAGAUUUCACUAAUGAAGAGCAAAAUGGCAAGUCUGAAAAUGGCACAUUCUGCAUCCAGAUGAGCAGCAGCAUGUAUAUUUACAGAAAAUCAGAAUGCGACAACAACUAUGAAUUGCCUAGUUCCAUUAUUUGGCCUAUAAUAUAGGCACAAAAGUCCGUGGUACUGGACACCACUGUUCCAGGUGAAAAAUUAAUAAAAUAUCACAUGAACUGUAUCACGCCUUACAAGUGGCUUUGCAAACUCAGUCUUUUACACCUAAUAAUCUGUGUAGUGCACAUAGUACAACUAUUUUACUCUGAAUUCAGGAAAAAGAAAACUCUGUUAAGCACUUCUCUCAUGUAAGAAUGGUUCUUUCAGUGGUGUUAAGCUCUAGUCUCCUGGUAGAGAAUAACAGCAACCAAUUCUUGUUGCCAAAGAACAGCAUUCGAAGCAUUUUCACACUGUUAAAAACUGUAAGACAUUUCUUUGUUUUCUUUUCUCACACUGUCUCUCUCUCUCACACUCGGACUAACACACACACACACACACACACACACACACACACACACACACACACACACACACAAAAUAAAAGUGUGGCUUCUAAAGCCAUUCAUUUGUCAGUUAGACACACUGCUUCUUCUCACUGUCUGUGUGUCAGUGCUAAGUGUUUUACUGCUUUCAAAGCCAUAAGGCAGUUUGUGCUCUUAACAGUUUUUGUUUUCUAUAACAGGUAAGGCUUCGUUUACUACAAAGAAGUAUGAUUAGGUCUUUCUGAUCAUAACUUGACUAUUAUAUGUUCUUUACAUGGAUAUCAAGAAUCAGCUGUUGUGCUUUAUGAUGCUGUGCUCUAGAGGUGAAUUUCUUAACGUGAUUUCUCAGAAGUUGCUGAUAUCCAUGACUCUAAGAUAUAACAACUUGAUUAUGACUGCAGUCCCAGUCAUGUGGUUUGCUCAUGGUGCACAAUUCAGUGAUACAACCAAUAUGCCACAGUCCAAGUUUUGUGUUGGGAGGUGUCUAAAAGGGGUAUUUUAAUGUAAUUUUUACAAAAUGCUUCUGCUAUGUUGGUGCAAAGUAUUGAUUUUAAUAAAUCUGAGUAUCAAACUUUUUCCAUUCA